AACAUCACCAGAAACUACUGCACGAUAUUUACAUUUACAUCCAUUAAAUUUUGUUUUUCUUGAAAUUUAAUUUCAUACAUUGGCAGUGGCGUUAACCCGUUCCAACGGGGCGGCCAAAUAAUUCUUCCCUCUUCACGGAAGGAAGUAACUUAAUAUUUAAAAAAAAAAAAUAAAAAGUGGUCCGAUUUUGGUUUUCGAAAUACCUGACACACAACUCGCAAUCCCACCAUGGCUCCGCAGCAGAAGGGCAAACAGGGCACGAAGGGCGCCAAGCAAAUCGUCGAGGAGAACAAGACGACUCUGGCUUUCUACAGAAACAUGGCUAUUGGAUGCGCUGCACCCGCCCUGCUCCUCAGCUUCCUCGUCUUCGAAGUCACCAAGACCUCGGUGUUCAUGCACAUCCUGGCAUUGCUGAUCCUCGCCAGCUCCUAUCAGUUCAUGGUCUUCAUGUCGAAGGCAAAAUACUCUGAGAGCGGGGCCCUUGUGGACUCGGGCAACGACUUGAACAUGGAAGGCGGUGUGGCGGAAAACGUCAAGGACCUGAUCAUCCUCACCUCCGGCACACUGCUGCUGGCCCUCAUCUCCAACUACUUCUGGCUGGUGCUCCUCCUGGCGCCCGUCCGUGCCGGCUGGAUGCUCUGGGGCACCGUCAUUCAGCCCUGGCUGUCGCAGCGAAACGCCCAGGACGAUAAUCCCGAGGUAGACGAGAAAAAGCAAAGGAAGAUGGAGCGCAAGAUGCGGCGCAUGAGAUAGGAGACACCUCCCUGCCGAGGUGCUUUAGUGGUUAAGGGGUUCCUGUUUUCCAUGAGAUUCUAAGCUUAGUUGUGUGUGCGUUUCCAAAUUGUUAAAUGGUCAGAAAAUUAAACUGCUCGAGACAAAAGACAGUUCACAGUUUUUGUUAGUCAAAGCAUUUGUGCGAUUUAAUUGCGGUGAGUUUUCCAAGACGACGACAGGCUCCGCGAGGGAAAUUGCAUUUCCUGUGCAUUGUAAAUAUAUAUUCGUGUAAUUGUUUAUAAAUAAAUGUGCUUCAGUGCAGCAGGAA
Drosophila biarmipes is the source of this 1042-nucleotide messenger RNA. Its product is annotated as transmembrane protein 208. The record is from RefSeq and is a predicted model, not a curated record. The transcript has 4 exons. Bases 229 to 753 code for a protein of 174 amino acids. Gene Ontology annotation, cellular component: intracellular membrane-bounded organelle. Gene Ontology annotation, biological process: vacuolar protein processing. Lineage: Eukaryota; Metazoa; Arthropoda; Insecta; Diptera; Drosophilidae.